This is a messenger RNA of Macaca mulatta (Rhesus monkey), 3796 nucleotides long. Lineage: Eukaryota; Metazoa; Chordata; Mammalia; Primates; Cercopithecidae. The record is from RefSeq and is a predicted model, not a curated record.
GUGAUGAGGUUUCUAACUGUGCCCGGGAGGGGGCGAGGUAGGCAAAACAGAGACUAGCUCUGCCUGUGGGGGGAGAAAGGAAAACGAUUUGUGACCAGCCUAGGCGACAUAGUGAGACCCUGUCUCUACAAAAAGUAUAAAAUUAGCUGGGCGUGGUGGCGCGCGCCUGGGGUCCAAGCUACUCGGGAGGCUGGGGUCGGGGGAUCACCAGAGCCCUGGAGGUCGUGGCUGCAUUGAGCGGUGAACGCACCGCCGCACUGCAGCCUGGGCAACAGAGCGAGACUUUGUCUCAAAAAAAAAAAAAAAAGAAGAAGAAGAAAAUUAAAGAAAAAAAAGAAAAAGAAAACGUUCCAGGCCUGUUAAAGCACUAAGAAAAGCAGAAAAAGAAAGGGGAGCCGGGGAAGGGCUGACAGGCCGUCAAAUUUAAGGGAGCACCAGAAAAACUGGCAAUCAAAUAAUAUCUUAAUGUAAUAUUUUAAAAGGUAAAAAUUAAUGCAAGAAAUCCGGGAGGAACAAAAUAAGAGUCGUGUGUAGCUUAACAACAGGGAAUGUUCUGAGGAAUGCGUCAUUAGGCGAUUUCGUUGCUGUGCGGACACCAUAGAAUGUACUUUCACGACCUAAAUGGUAGAGCCUGCGACACACCUCAGCUGUGUCACUGGUGUGCCCUGUUGCUUCCAGGCUGCAAACCUGACAGCAUGGGACUGUGCUGAAUACCGCAGACCAUUGUAAUUCAUGGGGAAAGCAUGAACACAGUCCCCCACUACCACCACUUAUGCAGUCAAGUUUUCCACCUUUGGGGACAUCGCAGGGGUCAGCACAUCCGGAGUCAGUCGAUGAGUCUCACCCUGGGAAAACCACCUUCGUGAUCAUGGUAUCCUCCCUACCAGGGAACAUGGUAGAAUGGUGCUUACCUCAAGAUAUUGACCUCGAAGGUGUUGAGUUCAAGUCUAUGGCCAGUGGGUCCCAUAAAAUACAAUCUGAUUUCAUCUAUUUCCGAAAGGGGCCCUUCUUCGGCCUGGCCUGCUUUGCCAACAUGCCAGUGGAGAGCGAGCUGGAACGUGGCGCGCGGAUGAAGUCUGUGGGCAUCCUCUCUCCCUCCUACACGCUGCUUUACCGCUACAUGCACUUCUUGGAGAACCAGGUUCGGCACCAGCUGGAGAUGCCAGGACAUUACUCUCAUCUGGCCGCCUUCUAUGAGGACAAAAAGGGGGUGCUCCAUGCUGGUCCCGGCAGAGGCAGCAGCCUGCCCCCUGUCUACUGGCUGCCUUCCAUCCACCGAUACAUGUACCCUGAGAUGAAGAUCACACACCCAGCUGGCUGCAUGUCUCAGUUUAUAAAGUUCUUUGGAGAACAGAUCCUCAUCCUCUGGAAAUUUGCCUUACUUCGAAAGCGCAUUUUGAUAUUUUCUCCCCCACCUGUGGGCGUGGUGUGCUAUAGAGUGUACUGCUGCUGCUGCUUGGCCAACGUUUCACUGCCUGGCAUCGGGGGCACCAUUCCUGAGUCCAAGCCUUUCUUCUACGUGAACGUGGCCGACAUCGAGAGCCUGGAGGUAGAGGUGUCCUAUGUGGCCUGCACCACAGAGAAGAUCUUUGAGGAGAAGCGGGAGCUGUAUGACGUCUACGUGGAUAACCAGAAUGUGAAGACACACCACGACCACCUGCAGCCGCUGCUGAAGAUCAACAGCGCUGACAGGGAGAAGUACUGCCGGCUCAAUGAGCAGAGGCAGAUGCUGUUGUACUCCCAGGAGGUAGAAGAAGACUACAACCCUUGUGAAGAGGACCUCUUCGUGCUAUUUUUCCUAGAACAAAACAACCGGAUAUUUCAGACUUUGUUGGAGGUGUCUGCCAGUCAAGACAAAACUCUGACAGCAGAGCAUGCCCGGGGCAUGGGCCUAGACCCCCAAGGAGACCGGAGCUUUCUCCUGGACCUGCUAGAGGCCUAUGGCAUUGAUGUCAUGCUAGUCAUCGACAACCCCUGUUGCCCGUAGGAGGAGCCAACAGGACUGGGAGCCGCUUCAUGUGGGAUGUCAGCAGCCUGGAGUUCACCCCAGGCCCCCAGAGGGCCUCAUUUUUUAUUAAGUUGACACGAAGGAAUAUUGUUUAUACUUUCCAACAAACAUAAUUUUUGCAAUUUCCUUUCUGCCCUUUUCCCUAGAGAUAAGGUGAGAUCGCCUUGGUUUAGUGUCCUGCCAUGUUAGGAUAUUGGAAUCUGCCACUUUCUCCCAGAGCUGCUGGUCCUUUGGGCUUCGUCAUAGGAGUUGUAUCACUAGGAGUGGGCUGAGCUCUGGAAAUAUUGGGAUGGACUGUUCAGAAAGUUUGUGCGGUCUUUGUCCCUUGACGUAUUUGAGAAUAAGACAACCAUCUGUCCCCUGUGGCCUUAAGAUGUUCAUCUGCCUAAAGGCAGAAACUAAACUGGAUGAUCUUUUAAAGUUUUUAGUAGCUCUACGAGUCUUGGGAUCAAAUCCCUUUUCUUGUUCACUGGGGCAACUUUAUGUCUUCUCUGUUUACUUGAGUAAGGACCACAAAGAAGGAAAAAAGGAUGUUUCUGACACCAAAUGUGAGCUUAUCUUACGGUCAGAAUGACAGAGGUUGCUUAUCAGUGAGCUGAAAACUAAAAUUGUAGAUUGAAGCCUUGAAACCUUCCUCAAAGUAACUUCAUGGUGGCCAUGCAAUGUAAUGUUCCUCUUUCUCUAAACCCCUCCUCUUGGGAUGAAUUGGUGAACUGUUAAGGGCCAGUGCUGGCCUUGGAGCUUGCAAGCAAAUUAAUUUUCCAAUUUAGUCUCUUAAGGGUUCAAUAUGCUCUUGGAGUAAGGGGUAUUUUUAAAGGCUGAAGUUUGGGCUGCUGGAGGAUAGAGCAGUUGAAGUUCGAAUAGGAUGGAGAAGUUACUCUCGCUUCAUCUGGACAUGAGUUCUCUGGAGGCAUUAGCAGUAGCAACUCUGGAUCAACACAGAUUUUCUGGAUUCCGAAAUCUAGCAAGGAUCUGAGCUGGUUAACUCAGAGGGUGGAGCAUGAUGCUAACAAGACCGUUCAUCAUUUUGGACCCCUCACAAACACACUUUUCUUUAGCAGAGGUGACAUUCCUUAGGCUAAAUCUUUGGAUCCAGGGACAUAACAGAUUUGUUGAGAGAAAAUGUGGCAGUGCCUUCACCCAGGACAGUGGUCAGGAAGCCCCGAGCAUCACUGAUGGAUUUAACCAUUCUCUUCUGAAGUGCUCUGCUCUAGGCUGGGUCCCAUUUUCACCUGCCUGUCCUCUGAUUGGCUUUUGCAGGAGGGCAGCUUACGUGUUUGUCAACCAGUUAGAAAGCCAGUUCCUGUGGGUUGAGUUUAGGCCUUCUUGGCCAUGAUUGAGAAUUUUGACUUGGGAUACUGGGUUGCUGGUGACAAAUAAUGUCUUCCUCUUCCCCCUUCCCGCCUGGCUCGAUUAUGGGAAUAGCCGUCAGUGCAUCUAUGUCUGUGACCAAGACCCAGCCAGACUAACGUACACAGCAGAGAGAAAUAACGUUCAAAUGGUGGGUCACACAUCUCAUCUCAAGAUAAGGUGCUUAGGGUUCACUGCUUUAUUCAAAAGUAUUUUCACUGUAGCUCCUUCAUAUGGAAUAUCAAAACUGAAGAAAUUCACACAUGGACAUGCAAAUAGACAUUGAUUAAUCAAGGUAGCAUCUUUAUGUAAAUAUAUAAAUAAGUUUGGGCAUUGAAAUGUAAACUGUACAGCUAAUACACUUCUCCUCUGCAGUGUUGGUUGCUGUCAUUUCAGUAAUGUAGAUGUUUACAAAAGAAAAAAACAUCCGUGUUUCGA